CAGAAGACACAUGUAGUGUUGAGGAUGGCGAGCGGCCAGCCUUCCAACACUUCUGAGCUACAGCUGUACCGAGUGUUACAGAGAGCCAACCUGCUGCAGUACUUUGAGACCUUCAUCACGCAAGGAGGUGACGACGUUCAACAGCUAUGUGAGGCCGGGGAGGAUGAGUUCCUGGAGAUCAUGGCACUGGUGGGCAUGGCCAGCAAACCCUUGCACGUCAGGCGGCUACAGAAAGCUCUACAGGAGUGGGUGGCCAACCCACCGGCUUUUGAAGUUGUCCAACGAGGCCUACAACGCGAUGAUGAACAUGCCACAGCCGGCAUUGCUUGAGCAUCAGAUCACGGCCAUCGCUUCUGCAGCAGCCGUACUGGCGCAGGAUUUGCCUCCCUUUGAACCCAAGUCCUUGCCAAAGAAACAGAUCAGCAAAGAAAUCCAGACGGUUAUGCUAAUGUCGUCGGAAGACCCCAUCCGCAUGGAUGCGCUGAGAAAGUACGCAGCAAUCUAUGGGCGAUUUGACUCCAAGAGGAAGAACGACAAGCCAAUGUCUUUGCAUGAAAUCUCAGUCAACGAGGCUGCUGCUCAGCUGUGCAGCCAUUUCCCCGCCCUUCUUACUCGCCGCGAGGAGUUGUUCCCCUUGGCUCGUCAGGUGGUGCGAGACAGCGGCUAUCAAUACUCGAAGGGUCACUCAAGACCACCAAAAAGUGAGGUUGGCCCUGAUAUCUCCCAGUCCUUGAGGGCUGCAGAAGUGGUCGUGCCGCCCAAAUCAGAGCCUUGUGAUGUGGUGUCUACCUCCCCUUCCACGUCUUCCUCUCCUCGAGGCUAUGACAAAACUUUUAACGAUCUGCAGACUGAGUUGACAGACAUCACCCUGAGCCUGUCAGAGAUGGUGAAGGAGCAGGAUCGCAUUCGCAGUGCGCUGCGGGUCUUACUGGAGACAAAUGACCACGAGCAGAUGCGAGCUUUGACCGCGGAGAUGGAUGUCCUCAAUGAUCGCCAAACUCUUAUGACAAAAAGAAGGCAGUCGCUAGUGAAUAUGAUUGCCAAAUACAGAAAAAAUCCAGCCAAAUACUCACCUCCUGUAGGCGCCUCACCAUCUGUCUCCCCACGCUACUCCUCCACCUCCAACACUCUGUCUUCUGGGACAAACAUGAAGACGAGUGGCCACGGAAGAUCCAACAACAACAACAACAACAACCACCACAGCAUCAACAACAACAACAACAAUGGGUUGAAAUUCAACAGUGCUGGUGGUGCUUACACAUUGGGUUACACAGAUGAGUUGGGGCAUAACCCACUCAACACACUCUACAUAGCAGCCUUGCAGAACAGCAAAGAUUCUCUUUUUGAGGAAGGGUUAAGGAUCGCCACACAGUACGGAAUGUCGGACUUUGCCCAAGAGCUCAUCGGCAUGAAAUCCAAUGAGAAACUGGUCGAGGACACAGAUAGCGACGUAAAAAAGCAACCUUCUGAAGUGCUUUCUUCUUCAGAGUCUUCGGGCAGAAAAUCAUCACCCUCCACUUUGUCUUCAUCUCCAUCAGCAGCAGCACCCGCUGCAACCGUGUAUGAUUCUGUUGCAAUGGCGACGACGCCCAUCCACGCUUUGACAACAGCUGCAACAGCAGUGGCAGCGGCGUCUGCUACGUCUUCGUCCCCCUCUAGGAAAUCACCUGGAAGCCCCCCCGCCUUUGUUUCCAUGGCAACUGUUUCGGUAAGUGAUACUCCUCCCCGGCUUUCAGCAGCACCCAGCCCCGCAGGUUCCAGGGGGAGCCAGGGCAAUGGAGGCUACAGGGACUGUGGGAAUGGCUUCAAGAGAGACGACAUGGCUCAGGCUGAAACGAGGGUCAACGCUAGCCCGAGCUCCUUCACGUAUUCCGACGCGGACAGCAAAAGCAGCAACCCUGCCUUGGUGGAGUACCCGAGAGGCUCAGACUCGUUAUCAUCUCUCCUCCCCUCCACAGACGGUUCGGUUGACUUCAGCAAGCACUCACUCCCGAGUCUACCAGCGACCGCGAGCAACGGACUGAGCCCGCAAGACGGUGCCGCUCCUCCGGUGAAUGUCACCGCAGAGUUGAUAGCGGGCAGCACCACCACCACCACCACCAUCACCACAAAGUCAGGUCAGGUCAUUGAGGUGGAGACGAGACGGUCGAGCCGACGGAAAAACGGAGAGCCGGACUACUAUCUCAUCAACGGAGGUGAGAAGCGCUUUCGUAGCUCGGGCGGUCGAAGGAGUAGUAGCACGUCCAGCGAACGCGCGGCACGACUUUCAUCGUCUUCUAUGAUGACAUCAUCGUCACCGUCACCCGUCACCUCCCCGUGCAAGGUGAAGAAUGAUUUCUCGGGAAAAAGCGACGAAGUAGUUCGUAUGAACGUCAGUGACUUGAGGAAUCGUGAGGGAUAUAAGUUUGUGAACAAAACCAUCUUGGACGUGAAUCAGAUGGGGAAAGGUGCUUCUUCUUUCUCGGACACUGGCUACCCGGAUGACCUUGACCUGCGAGACACGUAUAUUGGCCACGAUCAGAACCAUAAUGCAACGGAGAAGCGAGUUGGAAGGAAAAAGUCCAAGCUCCACUACCACUCCGAGGUGAGUCAGAAUGGAGAGCAAAGCCAGCAAUAACGCAGAUGGUCGUGGGCAUGAGUCGAGGAAGUUUCAAAUCUUCCACACAAAGCUCUGUGUCCACACAUGACUGAAAUCUUCUCACUGGACUACCCAAA
This is a messenger RNA of Aplysia californica (California sea hare), 2715 nucleotides long. RefSeq lists its product as uncharacterized. Lineage: Eukaryota; Metazoa; Mollusca; Gastropoda; Aplysiida; Aplysiidae. The record is from RefSeq and is a predicted model, not a curated record. Gene Ontology annotation, biological process: negative regulation of DNA-templated transcription. Gene Ontology annotation, cellular component: nucleus. Gene Ontology annotation, molecular function: transcription coregulator activity; transcription factor binding.